CAACUUAUACGGGUUCUCAACGGUUUACUAAAAUCUACUUUUUAGAAAACUUUAUGAGAUAGAUUAAGAAUUUCUUAUAUAGUCACGUUCAGAAGAUCGAGCCCCACCAAAUGGAACUAUUUCGAAAUCUGUACGCCUAAAAUCGACUAAGUCACACUGACAAAACUUUACUGUAUGAAAAACGGGAUAUCUGCAUAAUAGACACUGAGCCUAACUGAACCGUUUCGUUCAAAUUACACGGAUUCUCAAAGAUUUAUAAAAAACCUACUCUCUUCAGUGUUUAACAGAAUAGUGUGAGAAAUAUCUUGCAGAAAUCAAUUGACUAUCUGUUCGGUACAUAAUCUCGUUAGAAAGAUUUUUGAGUCUCUCUUACCUCUAUGUUCAUGCUAUAUGACAAUUUCAGUUACUUUCUAGGUAUAUUACGUCGAUUUUUGGUUUAUCCAUCAGGGAUGAUCUGGCCAGGUGCAUUAGUUCAAUGUGCAUUUUUCCGCACAUUACACGAAAGUAAAGAGGAGGAUGCAGUAAACAAUGUCACUCGUUGGAAAAUGAGUCGUCUAAGACUUCUGCUAUACGUCGCUCUGGCAUCAUUCUUGUAUUAUUGGCUGCCGGGUUAUAUAUUUCCAUUGUUGGCGGCAUUUUCAUUCCUUUGUUUACUUAAACCUACCAAUCUUCUGUUUUCACAAAUAACGGGUAUCAGUGGACUUGGUGUUGGUUCGGUGCACUUAGAUUGGAGCUAUAUAACAGCUUAUUUAGCUUCACCAAUUAUUGUACCCGGUUGGGCACAACUGAAUAUUCUAUUUGGAUUUGUUGUGCUGGUCUGGAUUGUCACUCCAAUUAUGUACUACACAAACACGUGGGGAUCAAAAGCAUUUCCACUAGGAACAACCGACUUAUAUCGAGCGGAUGGCUCGCUCUAUGAUAUUACAGUUGUACUGGAUCAAAAUUCGAAAUUAAAUGAAACUGCCUACAAGCAAUAUGGUACGAUUCGACUAACAGUCAUGUUUGCACUUGCCUAUGGACCAACAUUUGCUGCUCUAACAUCAUGCAUUGUUCACACGAUACUGUUUCAUGGUAAAGAGAUUAUAAGACAGUUCAAUAUGUCGAUAACAGAAGCUAUGAAUGAAGUGCACGCUAAGUUAAUGGCUAAAUACGGAGAAGCACCUGAAUGGUGGUACACUAUUGUGUUUUGUGUCAAUGUCUUUGUAGCAUGUUUGGUUUGUCAUUUUGGAGACUUGAUGCCCUGGUAUUGGUUAUUCAUCGCUAUAAUUCUUGUAUUCGUAUUACUUUUACCUAUUGGUAUCGUGCAAGCCCUAUCAAAUCAGCAACUUGGUCUUAACGUUUUUGCAGAAUUUAUAGGCGGCUACUUAAUGAGCGGUAAUCCAACUGCACCAUCUUGUUGGUCGACGUUAUAUAUGACUAUUCUCAUCGGUAAUGGAACAUUCAAAACAUACACAUAUAUAGGCCAAGUGCAAGCAUUACUAAUGAUACAAGAUUUAAAAUUGGGACAUUAUAUGAAAGUGCCUCCACGUAUAAUGUUUAUCGCUCAGAUAUCAUCCGCUGUCAUUAGUUCUGUUGUCAGCUACGGAUUUGGUCUUUUCUUAUUAGAUGGUAUUAAAGAUAUAUGUACGCCACAGAGUCAGAACUGGGGAUGCCCAAAUCCAAAUGUUUUUUAUACUGCUUCAGUGAUAUGGGGUGCGGUGGGUGCGCAAAAAUCGUUUAUUAAGAACGAUGUAUCCUAUUAUCAUAUAUUCUGGUGUUUUCCUCUGGGUGUCAUAUUGCCUAUCAUACAAUGGUUGAUAUUACGAAAAUGGCCGUCACAAUCUUGGUUACAUUAUGUUCACUUCCCAAUUAUGUUCUCAAGUUUAUCAUAUCUAAUACCAGCACCAGCAGGAAACUUUGUCUCUUGGUUAUUUUUGGGCUUAUUUUUUAAUUAUGUUAUCAAGUAUUAUGCACUUGACUGGUGGGACCGUUAUGCAUAUAUCACAUCAGCAGCUUUAGACAUAGGUGUAGCAUUCUCCAGUCUUCUCAUCUUCUUAGCUUUAAGCAAUCAAGGUAUUUCAUUUCCAAAUUGGUGGGGCAUGGGUGGUCCAACGUACGACGGAUGCCCUUUGUCCAAUGCGAAUUAUUCGGGAGUUAUCCCGGGAUAA
Messenger RNA from Didymodactylos carnosus, 2147 nucleotides. NCBI's taxonomy places the organism in Eukaryota, Metazoa, Rotifera, Eurotatoria, Philodinida, Philodinidae. The record is from the annotation of a GenBank genome assembly.